Cydia amplana is the source of this 1741-nucleotide messenger RNA. Its product is annotated as germ cell nuclear acidic protein-like. Gene Ontology annotation, cellular component: nucleus. NCBI's taxonomy places the organism in Eukaryota, Metazoa, Arthropoda, Insecta, Lepidoptera, Tortricidae. The transcript is spliced from 9 exons. The record is from RefSeq and is a predicted model, not a curated record. Bases 48 to 1718 code for a protein of 556 amino acids.
UUAUUUUAUUUCUUUUCUACUUUUGACGCUUUCUUCGUAGUAACAAAAUGGAAACAAAGAAAACACAAGUUAGAAGCCGCUUCAAUAAGCUGUCAUUAAAGAAAAACAAGACGAAGCUUGAAGAGAUUAAACCCAACCGAAGUUCUGAUGUGUUUAUUCUAGACGACUCGUUUGAUAGGUUAAAGCUAGACUUCCCUCGUAUACAAUCUACACCUAAACUUCAAUCUCCGAUAGUUAUUAAUGACUCAGAUGAAUUUGAAAAUGACUUGCCGAAAGAGGUGAGACAACCCAGCAAAGCUGGUAAUGUUUCCUUUAACCGCUCCAACGAAUCUCCUCUUCGAGAGAAUUUAAAACCAAGACCCAGUAUAGGAGGGUGGUCACCGGCCCAACAAAUAUUAUGCGCCACGCCGAGAACCGAACCUGUACCCUCAACGCCCAAAGACAAAGCCAACGAGUCGCUAGAAAAAUGCUCGAUAAAGAAAAUACAUCACUCCCAAAAGAAAUUACUUGACGACAUCUACGGCGAAGUGUGGAAGUCCAUACCAACUUUAUUUAAAACUGUAUCACACAAAAAUGACAUCGAUGGAAUUUCAAAAAAACUUAACUUUAAUGAUGAUGAUGAUGACAGUGACAAAGAAAAUAUUCACGUAAGACUGAAAAAGACUAAAGAACUAUAUUUGACAGAUUCCGACAGAAAACAUUUAACUAAAGGUGCGGAAGGAGAGAAAUCUUCAAAAAAGAAAUUAUUUACAGAAAAAAUUGUCACACCCCAGCUGACUGUCAAAAAGACUGAAAAACCGGCUGUCAAGAGAAAUGUAAACUCGACUGUCAAGAAGAAAUUACCACCGGGUAAAUCUGUGACAGAAUUAGUGAAGUAUUUGGAAGAAGACGUGGACAGUUUAGUGAAGCGGGUUGAAAAUGUUGCUGUUACUCCGGACAAUGUUAAGAAAUUGACUUUCAUGGGAUCUUUGGCAGACUACAACGUCCCGUCGUGGCGGUGUCAUCGCGAAGCGUUCCAGUACCGGGACAACUUCAAGAACCUUCGCGAGCAACUCACGCGCAGGUUAUACGAGGAAUUCAACAGGGUGGUUUUCGACAAUGCCCUGGAUAACGACCUGCCCAUCGUGUGGGACAGCAAACUCAGGUGUACCGCUGGUACAACAACAAACCGCCUAGUCAAAACAGCGCGAGGCAACCGCAUCCGCACCUCAUCAAUAAAACUGUCAGUCAAAGUACUGGACACGCCUCAACGGGUCCGGGACACUCUUAUACACGAGCUGUGUCAUGCUGCGACUUGGCUGGUCGACUCAGAGUUGAAAGCUGGACAUGGACCGCUGUGGAAGAAAUGGGCGUCCCGCGCUCUGCGAGUGAUCCCCGAGCUGGGCGACAUCUCGCGCUGUCACGACAUGGAGAUACACUACAAAUACACAUACAAGUGCACCAAGUGCGGGUACAGCAUCCAACGCCACUCCAAAUCCAUAGACAUAACCAAGAAAUGCUGCGGUUACUGCCGCGGUACAUUCGAGAUCAUAGUCAACAAGAAAACCAAAGACGGCCAUGUUGUGUCCACACCGGCGCGCAAGGGCGGCGCGAACGAAUUCGCCAUGUAUGUCAAAGAAAACUACGGGACGAUGAAGGAUGGGAAAACACACGCACAGGUUAUGAAGAUAUUGGGAGAACAGUUUUCGGCUAAGAAGAAACCUAAGGAGGCUACUUAACCCCUCAACUGGUCUAAAAUUCU